AUGUCCCUUGAGAGUGCUCGGCCAGGGUCUAAGUCAGUUGUAACACUGUCUGAUUUCUGCAAUCGAUACAGGAUCAGCAAAGACGUGAGAGUAUCUAUUGGGGUACACAAUGAAGGUGUCUUUACUAUUGACGAAAAUGCCUUUAUAGGUAUUCGGCAAACUAUGGACAAUCUUAGACAGAAGCGACAACGAGAUGAAGAGUGGCUGAUGGCGGGAAAGAAGUUACGUCUAUCUCAAGAGUCUCUAGAAGGUAAUACGCUCGAUGCAAGACAAGAUUACGACGAAAAUGGUUCAGGAUUACUGCCUAGUGACCUGGCUACAAACUAUACAUAUCAUCACUCUGGUUAUGAGGAUAUUUUGGCGUCUGAAGAUACUUUGUUGCCGCGAUACAGAACAGAGCUUCCGUUUCAAGCACUUUCAUCUGCCGGACUACCGUCAGGGCCCCCACCAGGACUUCCAGUAAGGCCUGCAAUACUAAGCUCAGAGGAUUGCCAUGAAAGAAACAGCAGCCCUCCGCCUAAUCGUUGA
Torulaspora delbrueckii is the source of this 528-nucleotide messenger RNA. RefSeq lists its product as uncharacterized. The record is from RefSeq and is a predicted model, not a curated record. Lineage: Eukaryota; Fungi; Ascomycota; Saccharomycetes; Saccharomycetales; Saccharomycetaceae. The transcript has a single exon. Bases 1 to 528 code for a protein of 175 amino acids.